CCACCGUCAGAUCACACACACACACACGCGACCACGCACUCUCUCCGACGCGCAUUCAUGGCACGGGGAGUAACGGGCGACGCCGCGGGAAGCAGCGCCGCCGCCGAGCGUGGGAGCGGCGCGGAGGAGGGGAGCGGGGCCGCCGCGCCGGCGCCGGUUCCGACGUGGCAGCGGGUGCGGAGGGCCGGGCAGGGGGCGGUGGCGCACGCGCUGCUGCUCUGCUUCACCGCGCUCCUCGCGCUCAAGCUCGACGGCGUCGUCUCACUGUCCUGGUGGGUGCUUUUCAUCCCUCUAUGGUUGUUCCAUGCUGUUGCUGCUCGAUGUCGAUUCUCGUUACCUGCUCCAUCAUCACCUGAAAGUUGUCAACGGGUGCCAUGCCAUUCCAUUGUCGCCACACCUUUGCUAGUUGCUUUUGAGCUGCUUCUCUGUGUUUACCUGGACGGCCUCAAUGAUUUAAAGCUUGUCUUCCUUCCACUCUUGACUUUGGAAAUCACUACACUGGUUGACAAUUUCAGGAUGUGUGGGGCUCUAAUGCCUGGACACGGAGAAACUAUAACUGAAGAAGCAAUUUGGGAGAGGCUUCCUGUAAGAAUCUUAAGAUAUUUCUGGGUCGCGAUUUCCAUGGUGUUUCUACUAGCGGCUACUUCACUCAUGCUUCUGAAGUUAUGUGGUGAUGCAGUUACUCUGGGAUGGUGGGAUUUAUUCAUUAAUUUUGGGAUUUCCCAGUGCUUUGCUUUUCUGGUAUGCACAAGAUGGUCAACUCCAAUGGACAGUGGUGGCCCUGUAUUGAUAAUUCUUAUAAUAGUUUUCCAAGUUCUUCUUUGUAUGCACUUAGAGGGAACUCCAUCUAAUGCUCAUUUUAUCCCAAUGCGAGCUAUUUUUCUGCCCAUAAUUUUGCUACAAGUGGCUGCUUUAUCUUUUGCUGUUUGGAGAUUCUUUGACAGGCUUCUUACUAAACUUCAAGAUGGAAUUAUCAGUCAAGGACAUAUUUCUGUGUCCUUAAGAGUUGAUGAACUGUUUAUGAUGAUACAAUAUGGUUCAAGGCUCCUCCACUGGUGGUCUAUAGAUGAAGAUAGCAAAGAGGAACAGGCUCACUUAUGCUAUGCAAAUAAUACUGGCUAUAGUACCUUUUGCAGUUAUCCACCAAAGGUGGUAAAAGAGAUGCCAAAAGAAGUUCUUGUCAAAGAGGUACAGAGACUUCAACUAGCCUUGGAAGAGCAAACUGAAAUGGCAAAUCAUAGCCAACAGCUCUGUGAUAGGCUUAAAAAUGAACGGAUCUUGUGCCGAAUUUGCUUUGAAAGAGAGAUCUGCAUUGUUCUGCUUCCCUGCCGCCAUCAUGUUCUCUGCGAGCCUUGAUCUAACAAGUGCCAGUCAUGUCCAAUUUGCCGAUUGACCAUUGAGAGCAGGUUAUCUGUUUAUGAUGCAGUGCUGUCAGCCAAUCCAUUAUGUGACGCAGUUUAGAAGUUCCCAUGUUGCCAGCAGUUUUAGGGUACCAACUUCUGGUGUCGGCAAAGAUGGCCCACAAGAUUCCUAUCAGAGGAAGACAAGUAGUGAAAUUCUUGGUAUGAAGUUUGGAAGAAAGCGAGAAUAAGUCUCCUAUUGUCAGAUUGGAGUACAAGAAAAAUAAAAAACCACACUGUACAUUCUUCUGCAGUGAUAUGACACAAAGGAAACAGGGAAGCAUAUGGGGUCUUCGUUUCUUGGAUUCUUGUUCACAUAUAGUAUAGCCAUCUUUGAUUAGUUCCCCAGAAUUUAAAGAUGGACAGAGGAACCAAGAAAACAUGUGCAAACGGGAACAUCAGGUUGUUAUUGGAUGGUCUUUGGCAUUCAGGGAAGAAGCAAAUUUCAGUCUUUUCUGCUUUGACGAGUUUAUUAAGGCACACAACAAUGGUGCCAUCUUUCCCCAAUGGAGUUUUGACAUGCAAAAAGCUUUACAUUCAUAUGCGACAAUAAUGUCUCUGUCAAUUUUAUCUCCAAGGUAUAAGAGCAUUGAGCUUUCUCCUGGUCAUGUCAAAUUAAAAAAACGCAGCCAGAGGGGUGAACGGAUCCCACCGUUUUUCAUUAAGAGGAAGCGAUUCGGCUUCAUCCGGCCGCGGAAAAAUCCCCGCCCAUGCCCGAGAGGAUAAGCCUUGCGGCGAGCACAGCGAGAGGAUUUUUUUACCCACGAGCAGAAUCCUUGGGGAGCGACUGCGCCACACCCGGUUAUCCGUCCCAAACUGGGAUCGAACUGGGGCGGGUGGUACGAGCUCGUUGGCGGUCAUGUCAAAUAAUGAGAGCGUGAGAAUCUAUUGUAUGCGCUUGUCGACCUCAUGCGACUUUCUCCACCAUACCAGAACAUCACUUUUGCAGUACGAGAAUUGGCUCUCCAAGUCAACAAUUGUGGCCAGCCACAGCCUCACACCGCUUUUGUCAUAUUAUAUUGCUGUGAUUUCGCAUGUCUUGUGGCCUUCGAUCCCCGCCUAGCGUCGGAAGGACAUCCAAGAUUGUGUGCUGGUGCCAAUAUUUGCCAGGAAGUUGCUAGGUGCAUGCUCCGCGCGCAUGAUGUGCAAUAAGGACUGGUCAUUCCAUUUCUGUCAUCCUUAUCCUUGUUGCCUUCAUGUGUAGGUCACCUUUGUUGCUGUAGUCCUGCUUUUGCUACCACCGUGUGAUGAUACGUGUCCAGAAUGUGAUGGCAAGAUGGUGCCAAUGCUGAUAAGCACAUGCUUUCUUGCUUAGUUUAGAAUGGGAAAACAAUACUGCAUACAUCCGAUGAAUCAAGGGUUUCUCGGCUAUUUUUCAACAAGUCAGGAACCGGUUGUUGCCGGUAAACUUAUAACCGGUUAUUUUCAAGGCUUUCCUUUCCUUUUGUAUCUGUUUAGGAUGUGGGUAUCUGAGCCGACUAUUCAAAACAAACUAGGAUGCCGGUUGAGAGAGUGUUUAAUUUUAGCGCUUUAAUGUUAUUGUUCUGUCUUUGGAUUUCGAGACUAAAUAAACAGAGGAACAAGAACAGCCAGCCCUUUUAUUC
This is a messenger RNA of Panicum virgatum (switchgrass), 3004 nucleotides long. RefSeq names its product transmembrane protein 185A-like. The coding region runs from base 58 to 1356 and encodes 432 amino acids. The transcript has 15 exons. The record is from RefSeq and is a predicted model, not a curated record. Lineage: Eukaryota; Viridiplantae; Streptophyta; Magnoliopsida; Poales; Poaceae.